CCCCCCCCCCUCUCUCUCUCUCUCUCUGCCACAUUCCCCUCUCCUCUCUCCCCUCAGAAGAGCCUCUUCCUCCCCCUUUCUGACGGCUCAGCGGUAGGACUAACCCCGGGACAACAUGGCGUCAGGCGUGACCGUGAACGACGAGGUGAUCCGGGUGUUCAACGACAUGAAGGUGAGGAAGUCUUCGUCGCAGGAGGACGUGAAGAAGAGGAAGAAAGCGGUGCUGUUCUGCCUGAGCGAAGACAAGAAGAAGAUCAUCGUGGAGGAGGGCAAGCAGAUCCUGGUGGGCGACAUCGGGGAGAGCGUGGACGACCCGUACGGCUGCUUCGUCAAACUGCUGCCGCCCAACGACUGCCGCUACGGCCUCUACGACGCCACAUACGAGACCAAGGAGUCCAAGAAGGAGGACCUGGUCUUCAUCUUCUGGGCUCCAGACGGUGCUCCUCUGAAGAGCAAGAUGAUCUACGCCAGCUCUAAAGAUGCCAUCAAGAAGAAGUUUACAGGGAUUAAGCACGAGUGGCAGGUGAACGGUUUGGACGACAUCCAGGACCGCGCCACGCUGGCAGAGAAACUGGGGGGGAACGUGGUUGUUUCUCUGGAGGGGAAGCCUGUGUGAUGACCCCCCCCCCCCCACACACACACACACACACACACACACACACACACACACUCACUCACUCACAGACAGCUUCCUGUCCAUUCGUCCUCAGGAGCUAGCGUCUUUAGCCCCCCCCCCCCCACACACACACAUGAAGGAGAUCUCAUUAAUGAUAUGCAAACACCCCGUCUGUUGCCACAGAACUCUCUCCCCCCCCCCCGACGCUGUCUCGCUCAGUUUUGCCAAAAAGUCGAGGAAGUUUCCAGACUUUAUUUAUUGUCGUGACGUUUCUUCUCCAUGUUCACUCAGCGUUCUAUGCACCAGAGAAGAAGAAGCAGCUUCCUGUCAGCGAGCGCACGCCUCCGCUUCACUUCCUGUCCGGCCACCGCCUUAUUUCAGUUUGAAUGUAACCCCCCCCCCCCCCAACACCGAGCUAGAGCGCACUUUUAUUUUAUAAGAAACACUACAGGACGCCCCCCCGCAGACAGACGCCUCAUGAAGGAGAAACGGUGGAGCGUCGUUUCUGAGAUCGCAGGACGCCGCAAUAAACGCCUGUGGCACCUGA
Molecule: messenger RNA, 1163 nt
Organism: Eleginops maclovinus (Patagonian blennie)
Lineage: Eukaryota; Metazoa; Chordata; Actinopteri; Perciformes; Eleginopidae
Gene: cfl2
Product: cofilin 2 (muscle)
Exons: 4
Coding region: 116-616 (166 amino acids)
Biological process (GO): actin filament fragmentation; actin filament severing
Cellular component (GO): actin cortical patch; actin cytoskeleton; cytoplasm
Molecular function (GO): actin filament binding
Source: RefSeq, a predicted model, not a curated record